UGUGAUGAAAAAUUUGGUUAUAAAUUAUUUAAACCCAUUUUGAAGUGAAAAGGAUAUCAAUAAUGUCUGCUGCUGUGGAGCCAAUAACUUCGGCAAUCGGCACUGGUUCUGGAAGCCAAAACUUUGGCCAAGAUUCUGGAUCUAACGACGUUAGUGGUGGAAUGUCGACUGUCAGUCCACGCGCGGCCAACCCUUGCGCCCCAGGAGUCCACUAUCCUUGUUCUUAUCAUUAUGCUGGCGGCCCCGUGAACGUGGGCCCUGGCGCUGGAGGACGGAAUAUGGGCUCUGCUUCUGGAAGUUGCAACACUUUUAAUGGGCAAGCCACUAUUUUAUCUGGACAGAGACCUCCUCAUUCUCAUUGUUAAGGGUUGUUCACGCGCCUGCCAAAUUAUAGCAGCAGAUACACUGAUGGAAUAAUAAAAUAAGUUAUGUUGC
This is a messenger RNA of Rubroshorea leprosula, 435 nucleotides long. The record is from the annotation of a GenBank genome assembly. Lineage: Eukaryota; Viridiplantae; Streptophyta; Magnoliopsida; Malvales; Dipterocarpaceae.